Molecule: messenger RNA, 2092 nt
Organism: Eupeodes corollae
Lineage: Eukaryota; Metazoa; Arthropoda; Insecta; Diptera; Syrphidae
Gene: Nop60B
Product: H/ACA ribonucleoprotein complex subunit 4
Exons: 6
Coding region: 125-1693 (522 amino acids)
Biological process (GO): rRNA pseudouridine synthesis; box H/ACA sno(s)RNA 3'-end processing; snRNA pseudouridine synthesis
Cellular component (GO): box H/ACA snoRNP complex
Molecular function (GO): pseudouridine synthase activity; RNA binding
Source: RefSeq, a predicted model, not a curated record
AUCACACACGUGCUAACGCAUUUUGAAAGAGUGGCAUGGCGGUAUUUGAAUUUUCCUAACCUCGUUCUUUCAUCAGAAUAGUGCAAAGCAUACGCGUGUCAGAUUUAUUAAAUUAAUUAAUAAAAUGGAUAAUAUUGAAAUAAAAAAAGAAAAGAAAAAGAAGAAGAUUAAGGAGGAACCAAUGGAUGCUGAUGAAGACCUAGCAAGUGUUCAAAAAUCCAGUGAAUUCCAAAUUAAAUCCUCAGAGAAAGUAGCAAAAUUAGAAACAUCUGAAUGGCCACUCUUGCUGAAGAAUUUCGACAAGCUAAACGUUCGAACUAAUCACUACACACCUCUACCAAAUGGAGCAAGUCCAUUGAACCGUGACAUCAAGGAAUACAUGAAGUCCGGUUACAUCAAUUUGGAUAAACCAUCGAAUCCCAGUUCGCAUGAAGUUGUCGCGUGGAUUAAGAAAAUUUUGAAAGUCGAGAAGACUGGUCACUCGGGUACUCUCGAUCCUAAAGUAACAGGUUGCCUGAUUGUCUGCAUCGAUCGUGCAACACGUCUAGUUAAAUCCCAACAGAGCGCCGGAAAAGAGUAUGUGGCAAUUUUCAAAUUACACGGUCCUGUCGAAUCAGUGGCCAAGGUGCAACAAGGGUUGGAAAAAUUGCGCGGAGCGCUCUUCCAACGUCCACCACUUAUUUCGGCUGUAAAGCGUCAACUUCGUGUUCGUACCGUUUACGACAGCAAACUCCUCGACUACGACGAGUCGCGCAAUAUGGGUGUUUUUUGGGUUAGUUGCGAGGCUGGUUCGUAUAUUCGUACAAUGUGUGUACAUUUGGGACUUGUCCUUGGUGUUGGUGGCCAAAUGGUGGAGUUGCGUCGUGUGAGGUCUGGCAUCCAAUCUGAACGUGAUGGCAUGGUCACAAUGCACGAUGUCCUCGAUGCUAUGUACAUGUAUGAGAACCACAAAGACGAAACAAUGCUUAGGAGAGUAAUCAAGCCCUUGGAAGGUCUUUUGAUCAAUCAUAAGAGAAUCAUCUUGAAAGAUAGCGCGGUCAACGCUGUUUGCUAUGGUGCAAAAAUCAUGUUACCUGGUGUCCUUCGUUACGAAGAUGGCAUCGAAAUUGAUCAGGAAAUUGUCAUUGUCACAACAAAGGGUGAAGCUAUUUGUUUAGCCAUUGCACAAAUGACAACUGCAACAAUGGCGUCUUGCGAUCAUGGUGUUGUUGCCAAAAUUAAACGUGUCAUUAUGGAACGUGACUCGUAUCCAAGAACCUGGGGUUUGGGACCAAAAGCAUCUGCCAAGAAAGCGCUUAUUGCUUCUGGUAAACUGGACAAAUUCGGCCGACCAAACGAGAACACUCCCAAAGAGUGGCUUACUGGUUUUGUGGACUAUAGUGCAAAGAAACCCACCAACGGUGAUGCUUCCAAUGUCAACGUACACGAUAAUGGAGCUGAUGAAUCUAGCAAGAAGCGCAAAUUGAGCGUUCAAAGCCAAGACGAAACCGCUGCAGUUGAGGCGCUUUCCAUCUCAACUUCAGAAAAGAAGAAGAAAAAGAAACACAAGGCCGACAAAGAGGCCCCAGAAAGCAAUGAAGCUGAUGAUAGUACCCUCCCAUCCACCCAAGAAGAUAACGAAGCGGGUGAGAAGAAGGAAAAGAAAAAGAAGAAGAAGAAGGACAAAGAUCGGGAGAAGCCCGAUGAAGAAUAGAUUUUAAGCUAAAUAGUUACACAGCUCAGGGCUAUGAAUUGGAUAUAUAUAGUGUGCUUCAAAACAAUGCAUUUUCAUUUUAUACAAAAAAACAAUAAAAUUCCAAAAAGGAAUUUUUAAGGAGGUAUGAAUGUGAAAAAGAAUAAAAAAGAAAAACGUUUUAUGUUUUUUUUUGUUAUUUUGCAAUUUUGUUUUUUAUUCCUACGACAAACAAAAAUCAAAUAAUAAGUAAAUGGUGUGUAGUUUUUAAGUGAUUUACUCAGAAGAAAGUAUAGAAACGCCUACUAAAGCUACUUAAGAGAAUAGAUUGUUUAACUAAGGGCAAGAUUGUUUUUAUUACAUAUUUUUUGAUAACAAUAGUAAAUAUAAGAUUAUUUUUAAAACAAACUCCAUAGAGUA